Fomitopsis serialis is the source of this 1990-nucleotide messenger RNA. RefSeq lists its product as uncharacterized. The coding region runs from base 130 to 1551 and encodes 473 amino acids. Lineage: Eukaryota; Fungi; Basidiomycota; Agaricomycetes; Polyporales; Fomitopsidaceae. Gene Ontology annotation, molecular function: imidazoleglycerol-phosphate synthase activity. The record is from RefSeq and is a predicted model, not a curated record. The transcript is spliced from 8 exons. Gene Ontology annotation, biological process: L-histidine biosynthetic process.
GUUUCUUAUCGCCUCUUACAUACAGGCCUUACUCUGUUUACUCUGAUUAGAUUAGAUCGCCUUGACUCACACAGUCCACCAAGUCCAGGAUGCGCUGCACAGAACAACCCACUCUGUUCCCCGACCGCCAUGGGCCUCUACCUGCUCGACUACGGCGCGGGCAACGUCCAGAGCCUCGCAAACACCCUCACCAAGCUCGGCUACGAGUUCAAGUGGAUCGCCUCGCCGGACGAUUUCGACAAGGCGACUAGCCUCAUCUUCCCCGGUGUCGGCGCGUUCGGCAGCGCCAUAGACGGUCUCAACUCGAGAGGGUACACGGAGCCCCUCCGAAGGUACAUCGCGUCGGACGACCUCCUCUUCCAGGCCUCCGCCGAGUCUCCAUCCCACACAGGACUUGGCGUUUCAGUCCCCCACAUGGGGUGGAACUCGAUCGAGUUCCUAGAUCCCGAGCACAAGGCAAACGAAGGCCUGGAUGAGUCCCUCCACUACUAUUACUCUGCGCAGUGGAUACACAGCACGACCAGUACGGGCAGGAAGUCUUCGUGCGACCGCUGGCUGAGCCAGCCCCAGUCCGCCGCACCUCCGUCCCUGCCACUCCUCCCAUCGCCCGCCCCCAAGCCACAAGACGGCCUCACGAAGCGCAUCGUAGCGUGCAUGGAUGUCCGCUCGAACGACGACGGUGACCUAGUCGUAACAAAAGGCGACCAGUACGACGUCCGCGAAAAGGCCCCGUCUACAUCCGACGGCACCGUCACCGGUGGUCUAGCGACGAGCACCGCCGGCGCCGUACGCAACCUUGGCAAGCCCGUCGCGCUCGCCGAGCGCUACUUCUCUGCGGGGGCGGACGAGCUCUGCCUCAUGAACAUCACCUCCUUCCGCCACUCGCCCCUCCUCGACCAGCCGAUGCUCGCCGUCGUACGUGCAGCCGCGGAAGAGGUCUUCGUCCCGCUGACAAUCGGCGGCGGGAUCAAGGACACAGUCGACCCGGAUGGCACGCCGCACUCUGCGCUUGAGGUCGCUGGCGCGUACUUCCGUGCGGGCGCGGACAAGGUCAGCGUUGCGACAGAAGCGGUCUAUGCCGUCGAGCGCAUGCGCGAGCGCGCCAGAUGGAGCUACGUGGACCCGGGAUACGACGGGCCAUACAAGGAUGAGCUCGUUUUUGGGAAGCCGGAUGGCGCGGAGAAGGAGCGCGGGAAGGCAUGGUGGUAUCAAUGCACCGUCAAGGGCGGACGGGAGAACCGCCCGCUUUCCGUCGUCCAACUCGCAAAAGGCGUCGAGAAGCUCGGCGCAGGCGAGAUCAUCCUCAACAGCAUCGACCGCGAUGGCACGGGACUCGGCUUCGACGUCGACUUGAUCGCGUUGGUGCGGAAGAGCGUUCGAAUACCUGUUGUUGCGAGUAGCGGUGCGGGUAAGCCGGGGCACUUCGUCGAGGUGUUUGAGAAGACUGGCGUGGAGGCGGCGUUGGCGGCUGGGAUCUUCCACCGGGAGGAAGUCAGGAUACAGGACGUCAAGCAAGCACUAUCGAUUUCGAGGUUCUCAGUCAGGACUUGAGCACCGAGGGGCUUGAAUAUCUUAAAACUUAUUUAUGUAGGCGUACUCAUGUGUAGGAAUCGGGAUGCUGGUUGUAGUCACUUGUAUGCUUUGCACAGUAUAGAAAGAAGCCAGAGGCACGCUGUGUAAUGUCGCAUGUAUAGAGCCCGCGUCUACCUGCAACGACUGGUACAAAGGACAAGGAACGAACCAGAGAACGAAUGACUGAUGUAUAAUGGCCGGACCGCGUGUAGAUUCUGUGUCACACGAGGAUUCCGCGGCCAGUACUUAGUCUCAGGCGGCCAGCGAACAUACUCAGUACCAGCCGCGUAGCAUCGCCGGAAGAUAUAGUCCUCUCUUCCCACAAGUGAUGGCGAAUACGGGCCGAAGUCCCAAGUAUUGUCCAAGGUACAUGUCAGCCCAAUCUGAGGUAAUUGUCUACGUGAGGACGUACCGUAUC